Messenger RNA from Solanum verrucosum, 615 nucleotides. RefSeq names its product nuclear transcription factor Y subunit B-9-like. The coding region runs from base 1 to 615 and encodes 204 amino acids. The transcript is spliced from 3 exons. NCBI's taxonomy places the organism in Eukaryota, Viridiplantae, Streptophyta, Magnoliopsida, Solanales, Solanaceae. The record is from RefSeq and is a predicted model, not a curated record. Gene Ontology annotation, molecular function: protein heterodimerization activity; RNA polymerase II cis-regulatory region sequence-specific DNA binding; DNA-binding transcription activator activity, RNA polymerase II-specific. Gene Ontology annotation, cellular component: CCAAT-binding factor complex. Gene Ontology annotation, biological process: regulation of transcription by RNA polymerase II.
AUGAAUCAUGCUCCAACUUCAGGUGCAAACGACACCAACGUCAACACAGAGGUGGAUCAGCUAGCUCAGCGUCUAUUGAAAGUGCAGCUCCCCAUGGCGAAUGUGACGAGAAUCAUGCGUGGUAUUCUUCCAACGAACGCGAAAAUCAACGAUGGAUCGAAAGAGUCUGUCCAAAAAUUAGGGAGCUACUACAUCAAUCGUAUCACAAAAAAAGCUAAGGAACGUUGCAAUAGGGAGCAACGAAAGACUGUGACAGCUGAGGAUAUUCUUUGGGCCAUGAACAAAAUGGGCCUAACUAACCAUGCUGGGCUUUUAGCCCAAUACCUCAACAGGUAUCGUGAAUAUAAUCAAGUGAGUUGUUUCAACGUACGCAAGCCCAAUUGGGAAUUAACUCUCACGUCACUCGCUGCACCACAUCCAAUUUUGCCUAUUGAACCCAUCCCGGGUUAUCCGUACCCGUAUUUUCCACCAAAUGUGCUGUUUUAUGAUCCUGUUACUGCUGCCUUGGUAACUUCCAGGGACUUUGAGAUGGCGGUGGGGAACGAUGGUAGUCCUUCUGAGUCAUCUUCUUCAACUGUUGCGCCUGCUUAUCCAUUUGGACAGUGGAGGCAGUAG